This is a messenger RNA of Mytilus trossulus (common blue mussel), 1150 nucleotides long. Its product is annotated as sodium/bile acid cotransporter 5-like. The record is from RefSeq and is a predicted model, not a curated record. The coding region runs from base 88 to 936 and encodes 282 amino acids. Gene Ontology annotation, cellular component: membrane. The transcript has 3 exons. NCBI's taxonomy places the organism in Eukaryota, Metazoa, Mollusca, Bivalvia, Mytilida, Mytilidae.
AACUAUCUAUUUUCUUUUUUAACCUCUUAAAACAUGUAUAAAAAGAGGUCGUGAAUUGAAGUAAGCUCAUUCAUAGAACUCUCGAAAAUGGAUGCAUUGAUAUUUAUCAGUAUUCUCAUUUGUGCGAUAUUUCCAUGUGCAUCUUCAUCAUGGAUGAAUACAACCAACACAGAUGAUCAAGUACAAGCAGAUAGUAAAUAUCAUUUACAUAUGAGCCAUCCCGACAUCAUUGUGCUUUAUACAAAUGUACGAUCUCAAACCAUGUUGAUGAAUUACACUUUACUAUGUGAGGAACAACGUACAGUUAUAUUGAAAGCUCUUGCUAACGACAAGACUAUGGUUGAUGUGAGUUUAAAAGAUGAAAUUAUUCAAUGUGGUAACAAAAGCUCGGAAAUUAAAACGAGAAACAAUUCCGUUUCUAAUGAAUUCAGCUUUUAUGAUCAUGGAUCAAUAACACUCCGUAUGUCUGGUAAGAGAUUUGGAAGGACGUAUAUUACUUUCAACUUGUAUAAUUCAUCAUCAACGGAUAAGAUUCUUGUCGGAAAGCAGAAAAUUCCCUUGAUUGUUCUCCGUAAAGACGAACCAGCGUCAGAGAUCUUCAAGUACAUGAUGUAUAUUGUGACGGUUAUUGUAAACUUUGGGUUUGGUUGUAAAACUGAUUUGAAGGUAGUUAAAGAAACGUACAGAAAGCCUGUUGCACCAGCCAUUGGAAUUGGUUGCCAGCUUUUACUUAUGCCAAUGAUUGGUUACGGUAUCGCUAAGUUAGUUACACCAGGAGACCCGUACAUAUCACUUGGUAUAUUUAUAGUAUCCUGCUGCCCGGGAGGGGGUCAAAGUAACAUCUUUACCUACCUCCUUGGAGGAGAUAUAUCACUGUCGGUUUCUUUGACUGCAGUCAGUAUGAUGCUUUCUUUUGGAACAAUGCCUCUAUGGUAAUUUACAUUGGGCCGGGAAAUUUCUACAAACGCCGAAACAGAAAUGCCAUAUCUAGAAGUUGUAACAACAUUAAUAUUCAUCCUAAUCCCGCUCUUGAUCGGAGUAUUCGUUCAGUACAAACUAACACGAAUUCACAAUUUCAUGUUGAAAAUUCUUUUACCAAUCACGAUUGUCGCAGUUAUUCUACUUCUUGUCACAGGAAUCUACUCUAAUU